AUAUUAACAGUUCACAUUUUUUUUUUCUCUCUCUCUCUCUCGCUCUAGGGUUUCGAUCUUGCAACAAUGGGGGCGGUAUUGUUGUCGGAUCUUGGUACACAGAUAAUUAUUCCGGUGUGUUCGGCAAUCGGGAUUAUCUUCUCGUUGUUUCAGUGGUAUUUGGUGUCCCGCGUGAAGGUUUCGCCGGAUGGAAACGUCGGUAGUUCUCCGACGAACAAGAAGAACGGUUACAAUAAUGAUUAUCUGAUUGAGGAAGAGGAAAGCAUCAAUGAUCAUAAUGUCGUCCUUAAAUGUGCUGAAAUUCAGAAUGCCAUAUCUGAAGGCGCAACAUCAUUUCUGUAUACCGAAUACCAGUAUGUUGGGCUCUUCAUGAUUGCAUUUGCUGUCUUGAUAUUCCUUUUCUUGGGGUCUGUUGAGGGCUUUAGCACGAAGAGCCAACCUUGUACCUAUAAUAAGGGAAUGACUUGCAAGCCAGCACUGGCAACUGCCUUCUUCAGCACGGUUUCGUUCUUACUUGGUGCUAUAACCUCUCUCAUCUCUGGUUUCCUUGGAAUGAAGAUUGCGACCUAUGCUAAUGCAAGGACAACUCUAGAAGCAAGAAAAGGAGUUGGGAAAGCUUUCAUAACCGCCUUUAGGUCAGGGGCAGUAAUGGGUUUUCUUCUAGCUGCUAAUGGGCUGUUGGUCUUGUACAUUACAAUCAACGUGUUCAAGCUUUACUAUGGGGAUGACUGGGAAGGACUUUUUGAGGCUAUUACUGGUUAUGGUCUUGGUGGAUCAUCCAUGGCUUUAUUUGGCAGAGUUGGUGGAGGAAUCUACACCAAGGCUGCUGAUGUUGGUGCUGAUCUUGUAGGAAAGGUUGAAAGGAAUAUUCCAGAAGAUGAUCCAAGGAACCCAGCUGUUAUUGCUGACAAUGUUGGUGACAAUGUGGGAGAUAUUGCUGGAAUGGGAUCUGAUCUUUUUGGGUCAUAUGCAGAAUCAUCCUGUGCUGCACUUGUUGUGGCCUCUAUUUCAUCUUUUGGAAUCAACCAUGAUCUAACUGCUAUGUUUUAUCCCCUGCUCAUCAGCUCUGUGGGUAUUAUAGUUUGCUUGAUCACUACCCUUUUUGCAACGGACUUCUUUGAAAUCAAGGCUGUUAAGGAAAUUGAACCAGCAUUGAAGAAGCAGCUUAUUAUUUCAACUGUUCUCAUGACUGUGGGGAUUGCUAUAGUAAGCUGGAUUGCUCUUCCAUCCUCCUUCACUAUUUUCAAUUUUGGUACUCAGAAGGUCGUCAAGAAUUGGCAGCUUUUCCUGUGUGUGGCUGUUGGGCUCUGGGCUGGACUUAUAAUAGGCUUCGUGACAGAGUAUUAUACUAGCAAUGCAUAUAGCCCUGUGCAAGAUGUUGCUGAUUCGUGUCGAACUGGUGCUGCAACUAACGUAAUAUUUGGUCUUGCCUUGGGAUACAAGUCGGUGAUUGUACCAAUCUUUGCGAUUGCAUUUAGCAUAUUUGUAAGUUUCAGUUUUGCUGCCAUGUAUGGUAUUGCGGUAGCUGCACUUGGCAUGCUGAGCACGAUUGCGACUGGAUUGGCUAUUGAUGCAUAUGGUCCCAUCAGUGACAAUGCUGGUGGCAUUGCUGAGAUGGCGGGGAUGAGCCACAGGAUCCGUGAGAGAACAGAUGCUCUUGAUGCUGCAGGGAACACAACUGCUGCCAUUGGAAAGGGAUUUGCAAUUGGAUCAGCUGCAUUGGUGUCGUUGGCUUUGUUUGGUGCUUUUGUGAGCCGAGCAUCGAUCACAACGGUGGAUGUUUUGACUCCAAAAGUUUUCAUCGGGCUAUUGGUGGGUGCGAUGCUCCCUUACUGGUUCUCUGCGAUGACAAUGAAAAGUGUGGGAAGUGCUGCACUGAAGAUGGUUGAGGAGGUUAGGAGGCAAUUUAACACGAUUCCAGGUAUCAUGGAAGGUCUGACGAAGCCCGACUACGCGACAUGUGUCAAGAUCUCAACGGACGCGUCGAUAAAGGAGAUGAUACCACCUGGUGCCCUCGUGAUGCUUACGCCGCUCAUUGUUGGAACUUUCUUCGGUGUGGAGACUCUCUCUGGGGUGCUUGCAGGAGCUCUUGUGUCCGGAGUCCAGAUAGCAAUAUCAGCAUCGAACACGGGCGGAGCAUGGGAUAAUGCGAAGAAGUACAUUGAGGCCGGUGCAUCUGAGCAUGCUCGGUCGCUUGGGCCAAAAGGGUCGGAGUGUCACAAGGCAGCGGUUAUUGGGGACACAAUUGGGGACCCUUUGAAGGACACUUCAGGUCCAUCGCUAAACAUUCUUAUCAAGCUUAUGGCAGUUGAGUCACUCGUUUUUGCUCCCUUCUUUGCUACCCAUGGUGGUAUCCUUUUCAAGAUUUUCUAAACAGGUCAAUCCUUUUUCCUGUUAUUAUGAUUGUGUUCGAUUGAUUCCAUCAGACAAUGGGUUUUUUUAAGAGUUAGUUUGGUGGGUAGCAGUAGUACUAGUAGUAGUAUAAGAUGAUGAUGACGAUUCUUGGCAGGUUUUUGAUGAUCUUAAGGGAAUGUUGUUUAGUAGUUGUUGUAGUAGUAGUAAUGUUAUGUUGUUAAAACUUGAUUUAUUUGUUCUUGGGGAGUCUUGUCUCCAGAUAGAUUUGAUCUUUUUGUUCUCUUCA
Messenger RNA from Impatiens glandulifera, 2641 nucleotides. Its product is annotated as pyrophosphate-energized vacuolar membrane proton pump. Gene Ontology annotation, biological process: proton transmembrane transport. NCBI's taxonomy places the organism in Eukaryota, Viridiplantae, Streptophyta, Magnoliopsida, Ericales, Balsaminaceae. The transcript is spliced from 7 exons. Gene Ontology annotation, cellular component: membrane. Gene Ontology annotation, molecular function: inorganic diphosphate phosphatase activity; diphosphate hydrolysis-driven proton transmembrane transporter activity. The record is from RefSeq and is a predicted model, not a curated record. The coding region runs from base 67 to 2373 and encodes 768 amino acids.